UCAAUCGGCAAUCAAGUGUGCAGAACAUCAUAAGCUGGUGCAUCGUAGGCUGAUAGUGUGAGCGAUUGUAAAGGAUUACAAGCCCAGCAUGGCAAUGGCAUCGAUUCUUCCGGCAUCCACUGGCGUAGGCGAGAGCGAUCGUGUUCUCAAAUCUAUGGACGCCAACCGGUACGCUACGAAGAAAACCAUCGCCCAAGGUAUGCUGGACAUCGCCCUGCUGACGGCCAACGCGUCACAGCUCAAGUACAUCCUGCAGGUGGGCGAAAAGCACGAGUUCUACGGUCUGAUGCUGACGCUAAUCAGCAUCUCGAUCAUACUGCAGAUCGCUCAAGGCAUCGCCUGUAUCCUGCUCGCGAACUACAACAUCAACAAGGAGCAUUCGCGCGAGACGGCCAAUGCGGUGCAGAACUUUUUGCUCGGGCUCAACAUGGCCACGGUUGUGGUUAACAUUAUGAUCAACGGGAUGGAGGUGAAGCACAUGGACGAUGUUGGAUCGGGCCUUGCACUCGAAAGCACCACGAAGGGACUGUGAAAGUCAGAUGGAUAUGGAUCUUUCCUGGCGUGCUGUAGUCCUAGAACUGGAGGAAAUAAACCAAAGUGGACUAUAAAUACAGGGAGCCUA
Anopheles nili is the source of this 622-nucleotide messenger RNA. Its product is annotated as ninjurin-1. The record is from RefSeq and is a predicted model, not a curated record. Gene Ontology annotation, cellular component: membrane. NCBI's taxonomy places the organism in Eukaryota, Metazoa, Arthropoda, Insecta, Diptera, Culicidae. The transcript has 3 exons. Gene Ontology annotation, biological process: cell adhesion; tissue regeneration. Bases 89 to 532 code for a protein of 147 amino acids.